UCUCACCAUGGCUGCUGCUGCUACUGUCUGUCGAACAACUCUUUAAAACCUGGUCGUUCAAGUUCUGUCACUACAGUUGUAAUACGUCCAGCAGCUUAAGGUAUAAGAAGUUACUGCUGAUAAAGAGUCACGUGAUCAUGACAAGCUGCUAUGAAACUAGAUGAAACAGACCAAAUAAUAGACGUACAUGAGCACGUGGUAACGCUGAGCAUUAUGCACCUGAACCAUAGUGAAUAGGCUGAUCCACUUUAUACACCCGGCAACUGGGGUUCCGCAGAGCUGCUAAUAUCAUUCGCAAUCAUCAUUCGUCCUCCUUCUUCGGUUUGGAUGCAACUCGGGUUCCACAGUCUGCUUUGUUGCAGAUGGGCUCUGGAAGAAGGAGACAAAUAUCUAUCAGAAACUGAACAUUUUGUUUGUUUGAGAGUGAAAUUUUAUGGCCUUGUGGUUAGAUGCUGGACUCGCAACCUGAAGGUCGCGGGUUAAAAUCUCCGUCACUGAACAUGCUCGCCCUUUCAUCCGUGAGGGCGUUAUACUGUGACGGUCAAUCCCACUAUUUGUCUUCUCAUUGGGAAUAAUAGUUUCAGAGUGAUUCAAGGUAUGUGAAGCUAAGCAGGUACCUUUUCCACUGAUGGUCAGGUGAUAUUCUUGAAGUAAUGACCUUUCCUGUAUUUCACUGGGAAAAGAAUAAUUACAAUAUUCUACCGGAAGAGUGCCCAGUUUAUUACCAGGAUAUUCUACCGGAAGAGUGCCCGGUUUAUUAUCAGCGGUUGUCAACACCUCUUCCAAUGUCUCUUCAUGUAUGCGAUUUUAGUUACGUAAUGUUGUCCUUCUGUCAUCUUAGAGGUGCUUUCUAUCAAGAUGACAUCUGUUCUACAUUCUUGGACCAAUCUAGAAUACCAUCUUUUUGUAAGUGAUCAGUGUAUGGUGUUUAUUUCUAUGCUUUUCAAAAUGAAACUCGAAAAACUCGAUUCUCUUAAAUUGAACUGAGAAUGAUAACCUCGCAUAUUUUAAACAACGUUACGAUUGUUUCUGUGCUUGAGACAGCGAUGGAGUGGAAUGAUACAAAUACAACAGUAAACGAGUCGUCUUCAUUGAUGGGACAAACAACAGAAUAUCAAACAAAUCAUGUAGAGUGGGAGAAACCUUGGGGAGGAGCUCCUUAUCCAAGUGGUUACUCCCAAACACAAAUUAUUCUUAUUGCAUUUUUUGUCUCUUUUCUCAUGGUGCUAAUUGUUGUCGGAAACAUGCUUGUUUGUAUAGCAAUCGCAACAGAAAAGUCAUUGAAAACUGUUCAGAAUUGGUUCAUCGCUUCUCUCGCUGUUUCAGAUUUUCUAGUUGGGCUUGUUAUCAUGCCAUUUUCAUUGGCCAAUGAAUUAAUGGGUUAUUGGAUAUUUGGAACUAUUUGGUGUGAAAUUCAUGCCGCUCUUGAUGUUCUUCUUUGUACAGCAUCAAUAAAUAACCUGUGUCUUAUAAGUCUUGACAGAUAUUGGUCUGUCACCCAUGCGGUGGAAUACCUGAAAAAAAGGACUCCGACACGAGCAAUUGCUAUGAUCUGCUUUGUAUGGUUUUUAUCUGGUCUUAUUUCCCUUCCACCGUUAGUGGGAUGGAAGAAACCAGACAGACCGACAGAUUAUCCCGAGUGUAAAGUUAGCGAAGAAAUUGGUUAUGUCUUGUACUCUGCUUUAGGAUCAUUCUACAUCCCAGCAGCAGUAAUGGUGUUCGUGUAUAUACGGAUAUUUUUCGCUGCGCGCUCUCGAGCAAGAAGACAUGUAAAAAAGAGAGCUCAACCAGAAGUCACAAAUGACCCAGGGAGGGAUAAAUCUACGACUACGACAACAACCACGUGUACGAGUUUCAGUAACCCUAGUCCUCCAGAUAAGAGGAAAGAUCUGUAUGGAAAUAUGUUUUUUGAGAAACUAAAGACUAACGGAAAUGGUGAAGCCCAUAACAAGCACUUUAAACUUACUCCAACCAGACCUCAGAUUAUAUUAGAAAAUUCGGCAGAAGAACGGGAGGAUUCCGAUAAAGAACAUGAAAUGAAACAAGAAGAAGGGAGAAAGCCAACUGUGCAUUUUCCAUUGCAGUCGAUUAGCGGCAGCAGUGGUUCUAGGGAUGAUGAACAAAAGUCUAUUUAUAGCAUACACAGCAUCUCCAAGUCUAAUGCUCACCCUGGCCCCUAUUCUCUACUUUUGAAAACACCAAGAGUUCUCAAAACUACUUUUGGAUCAACGCUUUCUUUGGAAAAUUAUAGUAAAGAAGGUAACGCCAAUGAACUUUAUGAAACAAGACACAUUUACGGAAGAGGAAAAAGCAAUCUCGGGAAGUGCACCUUUAACGAACCCACAAGAAGCUAUGCUUCUUCUGCUGUUGAGAGACAAAAACGAAAGAUUGCGAAAGCAAGAGAAAGAAGAGCAACUGUUAUAUUAGGACUAAUUAUGGCUGCUUUUAUAUUAGCUUGGCUACCCUUCUUUGUAUUAUAUGUACUAUCUGCAAUUUGCAAACAUUGUAAAAUUAGCGAUACAGGGUUUGAUAUUGCUUUUUGGCUAGGGUAUUUUAAUUCAGCCAUUAAUCCUAUUAUUUAUACUAUAUUUAAUCGUGAUUUUCGAAAAGCAUUUCGAAAAAUCUUAUUAAAAUAAUAAAUAACUUGCAUGAUCGUUUUUUUAAUGUUGACCCCCGCUUUGUCUUCCACAAAAUUAAGUGCCUCCUGUGUCAUAAAGUUAAAGAAAGUUCGUUCUGACUAGGGAUUCGAAACUAUUUAAUAAAAGUUUGAGUUUUUCAAAGGUUUAAACCCAAUCAGCCUUGUUUUAAGGUUGUUGUAACUAAUUUGUCAGACUUUUGUUAUCCUUGUGUUACCAUGUAAAUAUUCUCUGUGUCUAAUUUCAAUUAAAUCCGAGUCAGUUUUCACGAACCACCUGUGGCAGGCUUUAACCAGUCUUAUUUGAAGAUUUAAGAAACCCCUAUUUUAGAUUUUAAUAUCUCGUGUAUUAUGUUCAAGACAACCCAUGUAAUAGGUUUUUAAUCACUCUUGUGUUAAGAUUCAAGCAAUCUUUGUAAAUUAUUAGCCUGUUUUCUGCUAAAGUUAAUGUAACCUCUAUCAGACUUCCAUUAUGUUAGGCUUAAGACUGAAUUUGCCAAUAUAUCAGACUUUAGCUAGCCUUAUUUUAGUUUCAUGCAACACCUGUAUCAGAAUUCAGUUAUCUUUGGUUUUAGUUUCAAGUAAUUCCUUUUUGAGACUUCCACCAUUUUUGGUUCAAGAAACCCCUGUACUAGUCUCAGGGAUCUUUGAUUUAGAAUACAUCUUACGACUGCCUAACUUUGUUGAAAAGUGGGGGAGGGGCAAGAAAGCUAUCAAUCUAGUUGUUAAUAACUGGAAAAAAGUAGGAGGAGACACGGGCCCCUUAUGUCCUAAGUGUCUAUGGUCCAUAUAUCCCUUUAUUAGGCUUCACCUAUCUGUUGUCUUAGGUUCAAGAUUUCAAGCUUUAACCAGCCUUGUGUCAACAUUUAAAUGUUCAAUAUGUGAGGCUUAAACCAAUGUACUGUUAAAGCUUAUGCUGUCUAACAUGUUUUGUAAAAAUAACAUUUAUAACGUUUUAAUGUAUCUGUUUAUCAUACAAACAUCAAUUAUUUUACAAUAAUAACUUUACAUUUGUUGAGUUAUCCUUUAUGCACGAGUGUAUUAAUGAUGUUAAAGUUAAUAAACAUUUCAAGCUGCUAAAAUGAACGCAAUAUUUUAAUGCUUUAAUGAAAUAAGGCAUUUUAGCUGUUUCUGUACAGCAGUUUAAAAGACAUAUCUCUUUUGAUAACAGAAAUUCCAUAUAUGUGAUUAAUAUUUUUGCCUACUAGCAAAACCAGCCUCUUUUGACGCACGACAAAUGUUGUAUUGAACAUAACUACAUAGAGUAUUGCGUUUGAUUGAUUUUUUAUGGCAAUGUGAAAAACAACCUUGCAAUUUUUCAUUGAGCUCUAGUUUAUCAAAUUAUGAUCGUAUUGGAGAAUUGUGAAAAAUAGACACUUUGUGGUUAAUGAAAC
Messenger RNA from Limulus polyphemus (Atlantic horseshoe crab), 4029 nucleotides. Its product is annotated as alpha-2A adrenergic receptor-like. Bases 990 to 2636 code for a protein of 548 amino acids. The transcript has 6 exons. The record is from RefSeq and is a predicted model, not a curated record. Gene Ontology annotation, cellular component: membrane. Lineage: Eukaryota; Metazoa; Arthropoda; Merostomata; Xiphosura; Limulidae. Gene Ontology annotation, biological process: adenylate cyclase-activating adrenergic receptor signaling pathway. Gene Ontology annotation, molecular function: G protein-coupled amine receptor activity.